Messenger RNA from Thamnophis sirtalis, 318 nucleotides. NCBI's taxonomy places the organism in Eukaryota, Metazoa, Chordata, Lepidosauria, Squamata, Natricidae. The record is from RefSeq and is a predicted model, not a curated record.
GGGCGAAGAUGGCAGAAAGCGAAGACUACGAGUCCGUCUUGUGCGUCAAGCCGGAGGUCCACGUCUACCGGGUGCCCCCGCGCGCCUCCAACCGCGGCUAUCGUGCCGCGGAGUGGCAGCUGGACCAGCCGACUUGGAGCGGCCGAAUGCGUAUCACAGCCCGCGGCAGCGUGGCCUUCAUUAAGCUGGAGGACAAGAAUUCGGGAGAGCUUUUCGCCCAGGCUUCCGUGGACCAGUUUCCUGGGAUUGCUGUGGAAAGCGUGACGGACUCGAGCCGAUACUUUGUCAUCCGGGUUGAAGAUGGGAAUGGUACGACAG